AUGGCUACGAAGCGAAAGGGUUCGUUCUCAGCGAGCGCGGACGAGCAGCAAAUAGAUCCAUCUGAUGAGCUUCUGUUCCACUGUCUGGGGGGCGGCAAUGAGGUCGGACGGUCCUGUCAUAUUAUACAGUACAAGGGGAAGACAGUCAUGCUUGAUGCUGGAAUGCACCCAGCAAAAGAUGGAUUUGCGGCACUCCCUUUCUUCGAUGACUUCGACCUCAGUACCGUCGACAUCCUCCUAAUAAGCCAUUUUCAUCUGGACCACUCGGGAUCGCUACCCUAUGUCCUUAGCAAAACGAACUUCAAGGGUAGGGUCUUCAUGACCCAUGCCACAAAGGCUAUCUACAAGUGGUUGAUCCAGGACAAUGUCCGAGUCAGCAAUACAUCCUCUUCCUCUGAUCAACGGACAAGUCUCUACAACGAACAUGAUCAUCUUUCAACCCUCCCCAUUAUCGAAACGAUUGAUUUUAACACAACCCACACCAUUAACAGUAUCCGAAUUACUCCAUUCCCGGCUGGUCAUGUGCUCGGCGCUGCCAUGUUUCUCAUAUCCAUCGCCGGACUAAAUAUUUUGUUUACUGGCGACUACUCUAGAGAAGAAGACCGUCAUUUAAUUUCUGCUGAAGUCCCCAAAAGCGUGAAAAUAGAUGUCAUGAUCACAGAGUCUACUUUUGGUAUAUCAUCCAAUCCGCCUCGACUGGAACGAGAAGCCGCCCUUAUGAAAUCAGUGACCAGUGUUAUAAACCGAGGAGGGAGGGUUCUCAUGCCUGUCUUUGCACUCGGACGAGCACAGGAACUGCUCUUGAUUCUGGAUGAAUACUGGAGCCGGCACCCGGAACUACAGAAAGUUCCCAUUUACUAUAUUGGAAACAUGGCUCGUCGAUGUAUGGUUGUGUACCAAACAUACAUCGGAGCUAUGAAUGAGAACAUAAAGCGUCUGUUCCGCCAACGCAUGGCCGAGGCUGAGGCCAGAGGAGACAAGAGUGUCACCGCCGGCCCUUGGGACUUCCGUUUUGUUCGAAGUCUAAGGAACCUGGACCGCUUUGAAGACGUUGGAGGAUGUGUAAUGCUUGCAUCUCCUGGUAUGCUCCAGACUGGAACUAGCAGAGAGCUUCUAGAGCGAUGGGCGCCGAACGAACGUAAUGGCGUCAUCAUGACCGGUUACAGUGUUGAGGGUACCAUGGGGAAACAGAUAAUCAAUGAGCCCGAGCAAAUACCAGCAGUUAUGAGCGCUAAGAACGCUGCAGGCCCUAGCGACGAUCAGAAGAUCAUGAUUCAGCGAAGAUGUACGGUCGAUGAGAUCAGUUUUGCGGCUCACGUUGACGGCGUCGAGAAUAGGGAAUUCAUCGAAUCUGUUGCAGCCCCCGUUGUAAUCCUUGUCCAUGGGGAGAAACACCAAAUGAUGAGGCUGAAAUCAAAGCUGUUGAGCUUGAAUGUGGACAAAGAAGUGAAAGUCAAAGUCUAUACUCCUGCUAACUGUGAUGAGGUUCGCAUACCAUUCAUGGUUGACAAAGUUGCUAGAGUCGUCGGUCGGCUUGCCGAGACUUCGCCGCCGGUGGGACAGGAUGAUUCUCGGCUAAUGGACGGCGUUUUAGUCCAGAAUGGCUUCAAAUUAUCGAUGAUGGCCUCUGACGACCUUAGAGAGUAUGCUGGACUCACCACCACCACGGUCACCUGCAAACAGUAUAUUACCCUCAGCACAGCAAGUAUUGAUCUUAUACGUUGGGCGCUCGAGAGCACCUUCGGUCUGAUCGAAGAGAUUGACCCACCUUCAAGUGAGUCUGUGAAGGGUUCCAAUGGUGAUUCAAGCGAACCGAACAACUCGGUCGCAAAAAAGGAAGAAGAAGCAGACGAGGAGAUACCCUCCCGAGUACUAACCACAUACCUGAUAAUGGGCUGCGUCUUCGUGAAGUACGACCCACAACGGCGCGAGGUUGAGGUGGAGUGGGAAGGUAACAUGAUGAAUGAUGGAGUUGCCGAUGCUGUGAUGGCAGUGUUGCUCACAGUUGAAAGUAGCCCGGCAGCAGUUAAACGCUCAAGCAAAAAUAAACAUUGCCAUAGCCAUGCGCCGCUCCCGGACAACCCUCAUUCUCAGCUGACUCCCAACGAGCGUUUUGUGCGUCUCUGUAUGAUUCUUGAAGCACAGUUCGGGUCGGAGAUAGCUCCAAUCGAGCGCCCCAAACUGAGGCGCCGUGGAAGCCAGAAAGAUAGAUCUCCUUCUACCGUCGAGGAUCCAAGCAAGGCCGACACACCUGAAAGCGAUGAACCCGAAGACGAAGAGGAACUCCAAGAAAUGGAAGAACUAGAGCUGGCGCGUUUACAUUCUCUCGGCAUACCUGUGCCGGGGGUUGAAAUCAAGGUUGACAACCACACUGCUCGCGUCUGGCUUGAAACACUCGAAGUCGAGUGCUCCUAUCCGGUGUUAAGGGACCGUGUUAGGGUUGUGGUUGAGAGGGCGGUUGAAACCGUUGCCGACAUGUGGAAUACUAAAGCCGGUAGCUCAAUGCCAGCCAAAGUCAUUCCUAACGGGUCGAAUACGAUCAAGGUUGAACAGGUUGUUUAG
This is a messenger RNA of Nannizzia gypsea CBS 118893, 2562 nucleotides long. Its product is annotated as endoribonuclease ysh1. Gene Ontology annotation, biological process: mRNA 3'-end processing by stem-loop binding and cleavage. The transcript has 5 exons. The record is from RefSeq and is a predicted model, not a curated record. Gene Ontology annotation, cellular component: mRNA cleavage and polyadenylation specificity factor complex. The coding region runs from base 1 to 2562 and encodes 853 amino acids. Gene Ontology annotation, molecular function: RNA binding; RNA endonuclease activity; 5'-3' exonuclease activity. Lineage: Eukaryota; Fungi; Ascomycota; Eurotiomycetes; Onygenales; Arthrodermataceae.